This is a messenger RNA of Bufo gargarizans (Asiatic toad), 1582 nucleotides long. RefSeq names its product gastrula zinc finger protein XlCGF17.1-like. The coding region runs from base 1 to 1146 and encodes 381 amino acids. The record is from RefSeq and is a predicted model, not a curated record. The transcript has 2 exons. NCBI's taxonomy places the organism in Eukaryota, Metazoa, Chordata, Amphibia, Anura, Bufonidae.
AUGCCAACAGCAAUAUUAAAGGAGCUGCUGGAAUAUCUGGCAAAUGACUGUAUCGGGAGCUCAGAGGGACAUCUGAUCUCUUCAGCUUUUAAAGCAAAUGGUCAUGGUCUCGCACAAGACACAUAUGAAGAGCAUGCCACUAUCUCGGAUAUACCCUCAGCUCUUCACAGCCAAAAUUGCUCGUUUGAUCCAUUUAAACCUCUUCUAUCUUCUGGUUCAUCACAAACUGUAAAGCAGAAACAAAGUCACAGAAGGGGUAUUAAAGAUCAAAGAAUGCACACAAGGAAGAAGACAAUUUCAUGCUUACAAUGUGGGAAAUGUUUUACUUGGAAAUCACAACUUGUUGAACAUCAAAAAACUCACACAGGAGAGAAGCCAUUUUCAUGUUUAGAAUGUGGGAAAUGUUUUACACACACAACAACACUUGUUGGACAUCAAAGAAUUCACACAGGAGAAAAGCCAUUUUCAUGCCAAGAAUGUGGGAAAUGUUUUACUUGGAAAGCACAUCUUGUUGGACAUCAGAGAAUUCACACAGGGGAGAUGCCGUUUUCAUGUGAAGAAUGUGGGAAAUAUUUUACACACAAAACAACACUUGUUGCACAUCAAAGAAUUCACACAGGGGUGAAGCAAUUUUCAUGUUCAGAAUGUGGAAAAUGCUUUGCACAGAAAGCAACACUUGUUGUACAUCUAAGAACUCACACGGGAGAUAAGCCAUUUUCAUGUCCAGAAUGUGAGAAAUGUUUUACUUUGAAACACCAACUUGUUAAACAUCAACAUACUCACACAGGGGUGAAGCCAUUUUCAUGUUCAGAAUGUGGAAAAUGUUUUACCUGGAAAUCACAACUUGAUAAACAUCAACGAAUUCACACAGGGGAGACGCCGUUUGCAUGUGAAGAAUGUGGGAAAUGUUUUACACACAAAACAACACUUGUUGGACAUCGAAGAAUUCACACAGGGGAGAAGCCAUUUUCAUGUUCAGAAUGUGGGAAAUGUUUUACAUACAAAACAACACUUGUUGUUCAUCAAAGAACUCACACAGGAGAUAAGCCAUUUUCAUGUGCAGAAUGUGGGAAAUGUUUUGCUUGGAAACAACAACUUGUUAAACAUCAACAAACUCACACAGGGGAAAAGCCAAUUUCAUGUUAAGAAUGUGGGAAAUUUUUCUUAAAAAAAGAAAAUCCUUGUUGAACAUCUGAAAAUUCACAAAGGCAAUACGCCAUUUUAUGUCUAGAAUGUGGGAAAUACUUCACUUUUAAAUCACAAAUUUUCGAACAUCAAUGAACUCACACAGGAGAGAAGCCGUUUUGAUACCAAAAAUGUGGGGAAUUUUAUGGUAAUAGAUCAAACCUUGUUAGACCCCAAAGAACUCACAGAAGGGGAAUAGCCAUUUUUCAUGUCAAGAAUGUGGGGAAUGUUCUUCCCAUAAAUCAGUCCAUUUUUGGAAGAAUUCGUUCAGAAUUUACACAGAAGUGAAGCCAUUUUCAUGCACUAUAUGUGGAAAAUGUUUUACCCAAACGUCUAAUCCAAAUUCACAUCAUGGAACUCACAUUGGAAAAACAGUUAAUAUCCAGAAUGUAGGAAA